AUGUCACAGCCGCUGGAGAAGGCCCUGGAUGUGAUGGUGUCCACCUUUCACAAGUACUCAGGCAAAGAGGGCGACAAGUUCAAGCUCAACAAGUCGGAGCUGAAGGAGCUGCUGACCCGGGAGCUCCCCAGCUUCUUAGGGAAAAGAACUGAUGAAGCUGCGUUCCAGAAACUGAUGAGCAACUUAGACAGCAACAAGGACAACGAAGUGGACUUCCAGGAGUACUGUGUCUUCCUGUCCUGCAUCGCCAUGAUGUGUAACGAGUUCUUUGAAGGCUGCCCUGAUAAGCAGCCACGGAAGAAAUGA
Molecule: messenger RNA, 306 nt
Organism: Elephantulus edwardii (Cape elephant shrew)
Lineage: Eukaryota; Metazoa; Chordata; Mammalia; Macroscelidea; Macroscelididae
Gene: S100A4
Product: S100 calcium binding protein A4
Exons: 2
Coding region: 1-306 (101 amino acids)
Biological process (GO): positive regulation of canonical NF-kappaB signal transduction
Cellular component (GO): nucleus; cytoplasm; perinuclear region of cytoplasm
Molecular function (GO): RAGE receptor binding; transition metal ion binding; calcium ion binding
Source: RefSeq, a predicted model, not a curated record